Messenger RNA from Eimeria tenella, 645 nucleotides. RefSeq lists its product as uncharacterized. Gene Ontology annotation, molecular function: proton-transporting ATP synthase activity, rotational mechanism. Gene Ontology annotation, biological process: proton motive force-driven mitochondrial ATP synthesis. NCBI's taxonomy places the organism in Eukaryota, Apicomplexa, Conoidasida, Eucoccidiorida, Eimeriidae. The record is from RefSeq and is a predicted model, not a curated record. The coding region runs from base 1 to 645 and encodes 214 amino acids. The transcript is spliced from 2 exons.
AUGCUCCCUAUUCCGGCGUUCGGCGCUGCCCGCGCCGCCGCAGCUGCAGGUGUGCGUACACCUGGGCUCUCGCUGCGGCUGCAGCAGCCGCUGCAGCAGCAGCAGCCGCUGCAGCAGCCGCUGCUGCAGCAGCAGCAGCAGCAGCUUGCUGCUGCUGCUCUGAGUUGCGCGCUUCCGCGCGCCUCCGCGCUCUGUUUCUCCACCGCCGCGGCCAGCAGCAGCAGCAGCAGCAGCAGCAGCAGCAGCUUGAGCAGCAGCAUAAGCAGCAGCAGCAAGUUCAGCCGGCACAGCGUGGAGGGCCGGUACGCGCAUGCACUAUUUGCUGCCAGCAGCGCAGCAGGAAACGUGGAGCAGGUGCAGCAGGAGCUGCAGCUGCUGCUGCAGCUGCUGCAGCAGAGCCGCGACUUCGCAGCUUUUGCUGCUGCUGCUGGCCUGGCAGCAGACACGAAGCAGGCCGUGCUGCAGCAGCUUGCUGCUGCUGCUAAACUCUCCAAAACCAGCAGCAACUUCUUAUUUGCUGCUGCUGCUAAUAAGCGUUUGCAAAACCUCAAAAACAUUAUUGCUGCUUUUCUCGAGCUGUACAGACACCACAAACGCCAGCUCCAGUGCACCAUUACUUCGGCCAAGACACCAGGAGACCCCUAA